Drosophila willistoni is the source of this 7884-nucleotide messenger RNA. RefSeq lists its product as uncharacterized. The transcript is spliced from 6 exons. Gene Ontology annotation, biological process: base-excision repair, AP site formation. Gene Ontology annotation, cellular component: nucleus. The record is from RefSeq and is a predicted model, not a curated record. Gene Ontology annotation, molecular function: mismatch base pair DNA N-glycosylase activity; DNA binding. Lineage: Eukaryota; Metazoa; Arthropoda; Insecta; Diptera; Drosophilidae. Bases 617 to 6145 code for a protein of 1842 amino acids.
UGCUCAUUGCAUGAGCAAAGUUUAAAAAUUACCAUAAAUCUUAUCCAGCGUUUUGUUUUGAUUCCGAGGGGUUGCAUACCUGCAGGAUGCGUGCUUGGUGUGAUUUAUAAUUCGGUUGUGUAAUUGAAGUUUCGAAUCGCUUUAAAAUAGCGGUGUUUGUUGUUACAUCGAAUCGCAUCAAAUUGGAACAGAGCGGAACGGAGUGUAACGAACGUGUGUGCGAGUGCGGGGGCGGAUACUAGUAUGCACAUAUGUAUACAUACGAAAUUGAAAUUAUGCAGAAUGUGUACUAGAACGCAAAAACAAAUACAAAAUAAAUUUGGACGGCCAAAGUGUGAAUGUCUUUGGGAAUAUAGUUAUAAUACAUCAUACGGACUUUCAAUUGCACAUGCUAUCAUUCAAAACCAAACCCGUAUUCGAGAAAUGUGAAACAGUCAAUUCUGGCGCCCCAUGGAUGGACUUCCACAAAAUAGCUAUGCCAAGUUUGAGUGUUAGCUGCAGUGGGCGGUAGAAACAUUUGUGACCGACCCCAGACAACCACGUGCAAAAAUAUAAUACAUAUUAGGUAUAGUUGCUCGUGAGUUCCAACACUAAAUUGCCGAUAAUUGAAAGGGAGAUGCAAGUGGAAAGUUUAUUGGAAAAGAAAAUCCCACUGAUAAGUAGUUCCUUCACAUACACGCCUAAAGUAGCUCCAAUCGCAGACCGAAGAGUGUCCGAUCGAGUAAAGAACCUACCACAAACACAACAGGGUAUCGAUAUUUUAAGAAUUUUAUACGCAGCGUUGAUUGAAGCAGAGCUGAGGCUAAUAGAACAACCGGGCACUGGGAUGGCCUCAACUGUAAGCUCCGAUGAGGAUGACAAACUGCCCAAGACGACCCCAUCUCCUUAUCCAGCCACCAAUUACAAUCACAACAACAACAACAUUAAAUUGUUGCAAAACAAGAAUAAGAAAGCUUACAGAUCUUUGCACGACAAAAUAGAAGAUGAAGAGGUGAACCGUAAGAGAACAAAGUUCUCCAAUCUGAUUGACCCGAUUAGUAGUGAGGAGGAUGCGGAUGGAGAAGUAGGUGAUGGCGAUGAAGAUGGAGCUAACAACGAGAACAUAGAUUCUGAAAAUAAAAACGAUAUAUGCGAAGAGCAAACAGAUAAAAUAAUUGGGAUCACAAAUAAACCUCUUUCCAAUGCCAUCGAUGAAGCUACUGAAGCACCUACAGUUUCGAACGUUAUUUCUGAUUCCGCAAGGGAAACUAGUUGCAGUGAAGAACCAAGAGCUGGAUCUGAAGAAAAAGCAUGUGAUCUUUAUGCAAAUAAUGUUUAUAUUGCGCCCGAGCAGGCGUUGGUUACCAGUGUGGAAUUAGUAGUCCCAGCUCCACCUCAGGCGGGAGUGGAGCAGGCAUCGGUAACGGGACCGGUAACCAGAAACGUCUACGGUGAUAUUCACGGCGAGUUACAAUAUGAUUCAGCCGUCCUAUUUAAUUCUUCAGGAUCUUCCAACUCGCAAAACAACAAAAUCGAUGGUUGUGCAAGGGACACGCCUGCCUCCUCCUCCUCCAACUUGAAUUUAAGAAUUCCUACUAACUUAACAUUAGCAACACCGGGUGAUAUUAUGCUAACUGAUCAUCGGCGUACCACCAUAUGGACGCCGCAUAAUGAGAACAAGGAGGAGGCUUCAGGUGGCGACAUGCAUGUCAAACCUGAAUCGGAAACUAUAAGUGCGAACCCUGAACCUGCAGCUUAUCCGGCAGUUGGCGCUUACCGCAACCAGCUAAAUCAACGACAGGGUGAACUUUUGCUGCAGAUCGAAAAGGAAACGACUGGGAUAGCUGAAACUGGCGGAUAUGCGCAAAUGCUACCCUUGCCCGUCCAGCAUCAUCAUCAUCAGCAUCAUGAGACCACACCUCAACAGCACUACACCCAUCAGCAGGCACAGCAAACCCAUCAUCUCGAUGCAAACAACCAGCUUCAGAACAACGUGUACGCCCAAAAUAUGUACAUGCAAAAUAUGAACCCACAUCAGCACCAGCAUCCGCAUCAACAUUAUGCUAACUAUGGGCAGAACCAACAACACUAUUCCCAUGAACAACUCUUUGGUCUCCACCAUCCUGAUCAGCAACACACACAUCAUCUUCAGCAGCAGCAACAACAGCAGCAACAGCAACACAUCCCACAUCAUUUGGAUAUGGAGUGUCAUGGUCAUCUCCAGCAAAGGUCAUCCCUUUCCCACUCACAACAGCAACAAAUGCAGGAAGCCUACCACGACCUCAUGAUGGACGACUUUCACGAAGAUCCCAGUUCAGCAUACAAAUUAACUCUCUCGCCUGCCAAUGCAAAGCCCGAGAACCAAGAUGACGGAUACGAAACUAGUGCUGGCGAUGUGCUUACGCCAAACUCCCAUAGUUCAUCUACACACUCCGUCACGCCGCAACAUCAUAUGCAACACAGUGUUAUUGGGCUUAUGGCACAGAAUUCAAGCCAAAUUCAAAACAAAAACGAUGAGCAGCUUCACCCAUCACAGAACUCUGGAGUCAAUGCUGUCGCUAAUCCUAACAGCAACCAAAUACAAGUGAGUGCCACUCCUCCGCCACCUCACUUGGGCCUAUCAAUGGAUCGUUUAGCAGAUACAAGGAAUACGCCCAGCAUGGCUGGCGUAGAUCCCUAUAGCUUCAUGGGUGAAGAGAUCCGCAUGCUCUCGCCAGCUAGUCGUCACACACAUCUGGAAGUAGCCGCUUCCACAGUGUCUGCCUAUGCUCCAGUGCCAAUGUCAGUGCCAAACGACGAUACUGAUUGUCGCAGUGAUAUCUAUCGCACCCAUCAAACGCAGCAGCAGCAGGAGCCACACCAUUAUGAAGAUUCUAAAGAUAUUGAGGCUAAUAAUAAUGGAAAAGCGAACGAGAUGGACAAUCUAGAAAUUGGCACAAAACCAAUUCCCAAAAGAAGAGGGCGCAAGAAAAAACUUAUCGCUGUUGGCGACGCCAUGCUAAUUUCUUCCGCAGUUUCCCAUCAGUGUGACGUAACUACCGACACAACUAUUCUAACUGCCACACCUGAAAUCAUAGGAUCCAUGAGUGAUACAGUGGCCGCAAAACCAAAAGAGCGGAAAAAACAUGAUCGUUUUAAUGGCAUGUCAGAGGCAGAGGUCAUCAAGCGGACUAUUCCCGACCAUCUGUGUGAUAAUUUAGAUAUCGUUAUAGUCGGAAUUAAUCCAGGCCUUUUUGCCGCAUACAAAGGCCACCACUAUGCCGGUCCCGGCAAUCACUUUUGGAAAUGCUUAUACUUAGCUGGGCUCACACAGGAGCAAAUGAGUGCAGAUGAAGAUCAUAAGCUGAUAAAGCAAGGCAUCGGGUUCACCAAUAUGGUGGCUCGUGCAACGAAGGGAUCGGCUGACUUAACUCGUAAGGAAAUCAAGGAAGGCAGUCGGAUUCUACUUGAGAAACUGCAACGGUUUAGGCCCAAGGUAGCCGUUUUUAAUGGGAAAUUAAUAUUUGAGGUCUUUUCGGGGAAAAAAGAGUUUCACUUUGGACGACAACCGGAUCGCGUUGAAGGCACUGAUACUUACAUUUGGGUUAUGCCAUCGUCAUCGGCGCGCUGUGCUCAGUUGCCCCGGGCCGCUGAUAAGGUUCCUUUCUACGCCGCGCUCAAGAAAUUUCGUGACUAUCUGAAUGGCCUAAUCCCCCAUAUCGACGAGUCUGAAUGCGUGUUCACAGAACAACGCAUUAGACAAUGCUGUGAGCAGCAGGAACCCCACCCCAUCAACCAGACCAUCACGAGUUCCGAACAACACGCCAGCUUAAUAUACGUUGAUAGCACUGGCAGUGGCGGUACUGGUGGUGACGGAGCCGUGGCUGGCGCUGCAGGCGGUAAUUCUAGUCAAAGUGUGGAUAAAAUUCUGCCUCAUUUGGCCUCUAAUGAGUCAGCUACUAGCACAAAUAUCGUUGGCCGUACUCCUUUCAUCCAAUAUGGAAGUGGUAACGCUGAUGACGUCAUGAGAAAUGACAACUAUAUGUCUGUUUUUGGGCAGGCGCAGGUGCAGCCUCAAGAGAAGAAGAAGCGCGGCCGACCGAAAAAAAUUAAGGGACAGGAGUUGAUUGAUCCCUCCACCGGUAACAAAAUAACCAUUGUUGGCCAAAAGAUACCACAUAAUCACGAUUUGAAUAACAUAUUGAAUCUGUCCAUGCUCACAUCGGGCCACGCUGGUGGCAGUGAAACGCCGAAGAAAAAGAGAGGUAGACCAAAGAAGUUGAAACCAUCACUUGACAAUAUGACCAACUCCAAUCCUAACUCCCAUGCGAACGGCAAUCCCAACUCAAACUCUACACCCAAGUCCCAGUCAACGGGCAAUGUAAAUGGGAGCGUGCCCAAUAUGCACGCCUUGACCAUGGACCAUGUUGCAGGAUCGCCGCAGAACAGCUGCCAUCAAGUGCCGCCAAGCUUGUAUAAUACGCCGCCGCCAUCUCAUAUGCUGUAUACAUCGUCUGCUUCCCCCAUGGCAUCGCCAGCGCUGAACUGCACAUAUUCACACUCUCAAAUGCCGUCGGUUGUCCAGGGCACAACAUCCGUUGGAGAACUUAGUAGCCCGAAAACUCAAGAUCAUAUGUUAUCGCAGAAACAGGCUCAAGGGCAGCCCGUUACUGCUGUCGGGAGUAUAAGAGAUCCACCGCAUCCUCAUCUUGGUGAAACCCCGCCGCCCAACUCACCAAACAUGUGCUCCGUUGCCGAUUUCGAACCGCCAGAUGAUCACUCGGACAGCCAGGGACGUAGUGCAACACAAGGUCAGGGACAUGCCCAGGAUCAGACUCUCGGUGCGGAGAAGUCCCAGUACGCUAGUCCAGCACACGACACAGAUGCAAACCCAAAUGCUCAUGCCCAGGAACACUAUCAGCAGUGGCUGCCACACCCACCUACGCAUCCACUCGCACAUCCACAUCUCCAGCAAAGUCAGCAACUUGAACAAAAAUCUAUACCACAUCCAUCAAUGCAUUACCAACAGGAGCAAUCCCAGACGCAGCCUGAGCAUUGGCCACGCUAUGAGGAUCACAGCCAUAACAGCAGCCCCUACAUGCUAGCCUCGCCGCACCACCAUAUUAAUCUGAGCCCCCAGAUCGGCGGCAACAGCAGUGCCCAGGUCCAUAACCUAAACCAGAGCACUGUUCAGUUAGGGCCAGCGGUCCAGCAAAUGGGUUCUGAUGUGGCACGAAAGAGUUUAUCGGGAUUGGAGAGUCUAGUGGAUCAAAUACCAGCAAUGAGUGAGCAUGAAUCGAAUAGCAUAUCAUCGGCGACAGCUGCGGCCGCUGCAGCUGCUGUCGAAAGUCGACUCCUGGGACUACAACAGCAACAGCAGCAGCAGCAACAACAGCAACAACAACAGCAAAAACGGUGCCAUUCGCAGGACCCACCGGUGGCCGUGCAAUCAGAGUCUUUGAGCUCUGCGGACAACAGCAAUGGCCAUGCUUUAGCCAGUAAUUUCUCUGUAAGCAAUCUUGCUACUUCCGCAUCAUCCACGGCUGCAGAAACGGAUGCGGCAUACAAUAGCAGCUCCAAUCCAAACUCCACUCGUCCGGAAAAUCAGAGCAGGGGCGGAGAAUACGCUAUUCACAGCCCAACACCCACAAAUCCCGCUGGUUAUCCACAGCAUGCCAAUCAUCUGAUUAGCGCCGCUUUUGCAGCAGCUUCGGCCAAUAGUCCCCAGGCUGGUGUGAAUCCGCAUCAGCAUCAUUUGGCACAUCCGCAUCCACAUGCACCUCAACAUCCACAUCCGCAAAUGUACAUGGACCAUGCACACAUUACCACACACAUGGCCCACAUGGCUCCAGUCAAUGUGAACUCUAUGUAUGGUCCGGCGGCAGGUUCUUAUUCCUCGGGACCACAACAUGGAGCCAGUGGUGCGGGAGCAGCAGAUUAUUACGGAGUUGGGGUGGGAGUGGGAGUGCAAGGAGCCGUCCAAGGUGGCCCGGCAACAUUACAUGUGCCCAGUCCCAACUAUCCGUAUGCUCAUCCUUAUGGGCACACCCCGCCGCAGGCUAACUACCCGGGCUAUGCCCAUGCCCACCAUCAUCAUCACUCGCAUCAUCCAGGUCACCCGACCCACCAUCUCAGCGUUUUCGAGCGUCUCAAGCCCUCCGAUAUAAGCGGAUACACUGGGUUUUGAACAAAAGAAGCUUAGCUUGGUGUGAGGAGCAUGAAAUAUUUGCAAUAAUCAGCAAUCUCCGGCUAUGCCGUUAGUAGGUUAAGUGAAUUUUACGAGUAAAUACUUAAGAUAACCAAAGACUCCGCCUAAUACAAUUUUCUUUUGUAAGCAUUACUGAAAUUUGCAUAACAUACUGAGAUACAGAUACAGAUUACAAAAUAAUAUAACAACAUUACUCUUACUCGUCCAUGCAUAAAUACAGAACAGAUACAGUUAUAGAUAUAGAGUUUCAUAUAGCCAUUUAUGUUUAUAUAUGUAUAUGUAUGUAUAUGUAUAUACCCACCUACAUAUUAGAUAUAUCUAUUCGAAUUGACUUGAUUUGAUACGAUAUAUGCACGUGCGGUAUUUGAAGUAUUGGAUUACCGAUGCUAAUCAGCUUUCUGAUUUAUGAAUUAUUUAUAUAUAUACAAUACCUAUAUAUAGAACAUGCGCAUACGUAACAGCAAAAUAUUAACUGAACGAAUUUUUGUCGAAAAUUUGCCACAAAACAAGACACCUAUCAGUAUCGUAUUAGAUGAUUUACUCUUAUGUAUAUGUACUACGGAUACUAUAGUCAUAGAAUCCUACACUAGAAGUACACAUACUCACUGUUGUAUUUAGACCAUGGCAAGUCCCGACGCAUCGAAAUCGAGUAUAAGCAUAGAUAUAUACAUGUAUACAAAAUUUACACACCCACUUCGGAUUCGUAGUGGAGUUGGAAUCGAAAUGGAUUACUACUGUUAGUAACUAUAUAUGCUACUGCGUUGUGUCCUAAUUAAUCACUACUACUGAAAUACAAUUAAAUUUAAAUCCAAAUACAUAUAAAUGUAUCUGUGCAUAUGGCGAAUUUAAUUUCAACACAAUGUUAAAGUUUAGAGCUAAAGAAUUUCUGUACUUCGUAUAUUGCAAAUAUAUUAGGAGGUACGUGAAUAUUUUGUAAUUUAUGUAACUUCAAUUUGGUUGUUGACAGCCAAGAACAAUACAAAUAUAACAAUAAAACUGUUUAAAAAGGUGCAAUCAAUAACAAAUAACAUUUAAACAUAACUUUUAUGCAAUAUACCAAUACCGAUACCGAUACUAAUCUCAAUUUGAUUCAAAUAAACAAAUCUGACUUACUAAGUUUGCAAUUCUACAACAGUAAUCAUAAAGAAACUUUCCAUCCCACUUGUAGUUCCAAAAAAUCCAAAUACUGUAACGCCCAAAUAUAAGUAAUGUGCCACUACCUAUUGUCCGGAUUAGCUCAGAUUGACUAGCAGUGGCAUAAAUAUUUGAUGCCACUGUACAAUUUAAAUUUCGUGCUACAAACACCCAUCAAUCAAUUUAUGCAGAACAGGGCUCCAAGAGUUUCUAUCUACUGCUAAUUUCCCAAUCCAAUUCCCAUCAUAUGAUCCUAGUUGUAAAAUUUGCCAUCAGAUAAUGAUAGCCCAAGUCCAUCCUAUUUAGAUGGAACACAUUUCUACACAUGCAUACUUAUAAUAUUGUGACAUACAUACAUAAGUAACACUGAAGACUGUGACUAUGACGAAUUGUGUAUAUUUAUCUUUAUCUAUUAACUAAUACUAUACUUACGUAAGUACAUCCAUAUGUUUUAUUUUGUUCUACUAAGAUAAAUGUAUAUUUUCGGCAUUAGUUGCUUCGCGUAUGUGUAUCUUAAAGACAAUUGUAGAAAAUACAAUGUUCUUAUCUGUAAUAAAUCCACGUAUGGUUACUCUUAUCACAAA